GCGGCCAGCGUGGCGGACGUGCUGUGGCGACGCGUAGCGCGGCAGCGAUAGUGAGGGAAGGGGUACCGCGACCAUACCGAGUGAGUGAGUGAGUGAUUGAGUGACCACCGUGCGAGUGACUGUGAGUGCCACGCCAGAGGAGCUUGGAGAUAGCCGUGACCAACCGCGGAAGUGACACUGAGAAGAGUGACUGCAAGCGACGAGUGAAGCACUGACCCCAGAGGAUCCUAAGCAGUCAUGCUGCCAUCAUCCGCUGACUUCCCAAGAAAUUGAAAGGAGGGGGCCGCUCUCCGCCGAGACCAUGCCGCACACAGGCCAGGCCGGGGUGAACCAGCUCGGGGGCGUGUUCGUCAACGGGCGGCCGCUGCCGGACUGCGUGCGCAGGCGCAUCGUGGAGCUGGCGCUCAUGGGCGUGCGGCCGUGCGACAUCUCGCGCCAGCUGCUCGUCUCGCACGGCUGCGUGUCCAAGAUACUCACGCGCUUCUACGAGACGGGCUCCAUCCGGCCAGGCUCCAUCGGCGGCAGCAAGACCAAGACUGUGAUCACUCCGGGCAGGCGGAAAGGGGACUGGAAAUGGCAGGUGGCGACCCCCAGCGUGGUGAAGAAGAUCCUCCGCUACAAGCAGGAGAACCCCGGCAUGUUCGCGUGGGAGAUCCGGGACCAGCUGGUGACGCAGCGGGUCUGCGAGCCGCACUCGAUCCCCUCCGUGUCCUCCGUGAACCGCAUCCUGAGGAACAGCGGCGCGUGGAGCGACGCCGACCUCAUGCGCCAGCAGCAGCAGCACCACCAGCAGCAGCAGCAGGUCCUGCACCACCACCACCAGCAACAGCAGCAGCAGCAGCAGCAACAGCAACACCAGCAGCAGCAACAACACUCUAGUCCUCCAGGCACGCGCGACAGCCCGGCCCCAGCGCCGCCAGGCCCCGGGCGCGACGUGCUCGCGGCGCUGCAGCAGCAGGCGGCCUGGUCGGGGCUGCUGCUGUGCGCGCCGCCCCCGCACCACCCCUACAACGCCCUCUUCCCGCUGCACCAGCAGCUGCUCCAGCAGCAGCUGCAACAGCAGCAGCAGCAGCACGCCCAGCUGCAGCAGCUGCAGAGCCAGCACGGCCAGGGCCGUGACGAGAACUCUGCGGACAGGCCCGACAACCUGGUGCUCAACGUCAACCUUUUCAGAAUUUAA
This is a messenger RNA of Frankliniella occidentalis (western flower thrips), 1180 nucleotides long. Its product is annotated as paired box protein 1 homolog. The record is from RefSeq and is a predicted model, not a curated record. NCBI's taxonomy places the organism in Eukaryota, Metazoa, Arthropoda, Insecta, Thysanoptera, Thripidae. Bases 302 to 1180 code for a protein of 292 amino acids. Gene Ontology annotation, molecular function: DNA-binding transcription factor activity, RNA polymerase II-specific; RNA polymerase II cis-regulatory region sequence-specific DNA binding. The transcript is spliced from 7 exons. Gene Ontology annotation, biological process: anatomical structure development; regulation of transcription by RNA polymerase II.